Molecule: messenger RNA, 3317 nt
Organism: Emericellopsis atlantica
Lineage: Eukaryota; Fungi; Ascomycota; Sordariomycetes; Hypocreales; Bionectriaceae
Exons: 3
Coding region: 367-2829 (820 amino acids)
Biological process (GO): regulation of transcription by RNA polymerase II
Molecular function (GO): DNA-binding transcription factor activity, RNA polymerase II-specific; RNA polymerase II cis-regulatory region sequence-specific DNA binding
Source: RefSeq, a predicted model, not a curated record
GCGGCUGCUUACAUAACGGCGCAAAACAAAGGCGGGCACAAGGUUCUUCUCGGACCCGCGGUUGGCCUCCCAACGUCAAAACAGACCUGGAACCACAACAAUCGAUCUUUUUGACGACGCCUCUGCCUCGACGCGUGGGCGCCUGUAGAACUUAUCCUCCCCGUUGCGACAGGUAUCGACGCGAUUGUCUUGUUUCCUUUUCUUCUUCUAUCGAACGAAACGACCGAAUUUUGGAAGCGCCACUGUUUUGCCCAUAUAUUCCGGCUUUGGGGAUGUUUGUUGUGGCACAGGCGCAGCGUGAAGAAGAAAUUACAACAACCCUCCUCUCCUCCUUUUCCGCCAGCCGUGUCGCGUAGCCGCAAGGCCAUGGAUCAGCACGGAUCCCUGGGGGAGCGGCCGGGAUCAGGAACCCGACCUCGAUCGCAAGAUUCGACCACAUCUACGCGCAGCAUCACCACCCAACACCCCGUAGACCCAAACAGCUUUCUCGAACUCAGCAACAUGUACGCCAAUCAAUGGCACAGAUCCCAGCACCAUAAUAUGCAACCGCGUCGGUCCAUGAGCAGUCAGCAACUUGGUUCGGAGGCCAUGUUGGUGCAUGCCACUCAUCAGUUGCAGGGGGGACCAAAUGGCUUCUCCAUGGGCAAUGACGGUCGUCUUUCUCAGCACCCAGCCGGUUUGCAGCCUCAUCAUGGGGUGAUGCCCAAUCGCGGAGGCAGUGAUCCCCACGGCUUGGCCCACAUUGACCAGGUGCCCUGGGAUGAUGCAGAUAUCUCCAUGAUGGAGACUGGAGACGGUAACGAGAACAUGGACUUUUCCCGGAAAAGCGGAGCCAAGGAUUCCAAGAAGUCCAAGAAACGAUCCAACGCCAAUAACGAUGGAGAGAUGCGAGACUUGUUUGAUACCAACAAGGCAAAGUCUUUAGAGGAUGUCGCAAACGAACUGCGUGGGAACGAGCGUGGUCCAAAGGCCGAGAGGAAACGCCAGCUGUAUGCCAUGCUGUGGCUCAAUGCGUCGUGUGUGGAAAGCAAGAACUCGAUCCCCCGAGGUCGAGUCUAUUCCAUGUAUGCAUCCCAAUGCUCUGACGACAGGGUGAUUGUUUUGAACCCUGCCAGCUUCGGCAAGCUGGUGCGCAUUCUGUUCCCUAACAUACAGACUCGGCGGCUGGGUGUGAGGGGCGAGUCAAAGUAUCACUAUGUGAAUUUUGACUUGAAAGAGCAACCAGCAACUGAGAGGGGCACCUCCCGCCCCUUCCAUGCACCCAACGAUGUCCCUACGGAGAAGAGCCCCGAGGUGGACUUCAACACAACGAUCACAAAAGACCCUGCGCCGCCCAGUACUCAGCUGCCGAGGCUUGACGACGUGGCCCAUCGUCGAUCAGAGACGAGGGCGACGGACAGUAUACUAAGCUCGAAAGCGCACAGCCGCUACAAUAUGCCACAUACGGACAUUAAUACACCCUGCGCCAAAACACCUCUGCAGCUCAGCUUCAUGAACGAGGCGGAUCGGGCGGCAGACUCAGCCGAGCCCAUCACACUACCUUCUAUUGGCCGUUACCUGCCUGCGAACACGGACACCGAUGCUGCUCAAUCGCUCACAGCCCUGUAUCGAUCACAUUGUACAUCUAUAGUCGAAAGUCUGCGAUACUGUCGAGAGAAGAGUUUCUUCCACCUGUACGAAUGCUUCCACGGAACGCUGACCACGCCUGUUCAAAGACUGUUUGCACAUCCAAAAAUCGCCGGAUGGAUUGAGGAAUGCGAUAUCCUUCUCUACCAACGGUGCACGAGACUCAUUGCGCACUUGUCGCACCAAGUCAUUCCACAAAGGGUUAUGAGCUCGAUGCGCAAAAUUUCCGAGCGCCUGGUAGGACACAUUCACGAAUCGUUCCGCGGGCAGCCGAGCCAUGUCCUGGAGGCCAAGAUCGGUCCCGCGACGGUGUUUGCGGGUAUCAUGGACAGGAUGCUGCGCGUCAACGUCUCCGCCCAUGCCAUGGUGCGGGAAAUGACGAAUGUUGCGAAUCGGGACCAGAUGUUUGUUGAUUGGGUCCAGAAUAUCAAUCCGCGCAAGAUUGCCGAGUGCGUACCCACGUGGGGGAUGGACGAUGUGGUGAACCUACUCUUAACAGAGCUGAGGGAUCUGCUGGAGCCGGAGAACGUGCCGCAAACCGAGGAUUUUGCCAUUUACAUGUCGUCGCGGUCCCAAGAGCUUCGGCAGAAUGGGCAAGAACCCGGUAGGAGGGCAACGGGGCGUUCCCACAUUGAAAGGCUGGAGGCCUUCUUGAUGAGUCUGCCCUCCAAGUUUCCAUACGCUUCCCAUGCGGACAUUGCCUGGUGCGUGGAAAGAGUGGGCACCACGAUUGUGCGAGAUUUGACCAUUGGCGGACUCUCGAGUUUCAGCUCAUGGCUUGUACUCAAGGUGUUUAUUGAUGAGGAGAUUUGGUUUCUGGCGGAGGCUGGAGGCUUUCUGCGUACCACCUCGAUCCGCGGGGACGUUGGUCAAGACGAUUCGGAAGCACCCAGCAAACGUGUUUCCAGCAGCAGCGGUGCGGUUCCCGACAAUGCUGGUCCUACCGAAUCCGCUUUGCCUUUGAUCGCCGCCCCGACGUCACCGCGAGUCUCGAACCGGGCGCCAUUCCCUCCCAAACCAACGGACAACUUUGCGGAUACGACGCCUGAUGUACAUGACGACAGUGGGAUCGGGAUCCGCACACCGGAUACGGAUUUUCACAAGUUUACUUUUGGCAACGCAGAGCAACUGGUCGAUGUCGACGGAGUACUGGACGGUGCAGGCCGAAGUGAUCGGCCAGAUGAGCUCAUGAUGAAUGCUUGAUGAAGACAGACAUGGAGCUUGCCAGGUGAGGUCCUCGUCUUUGGUGUACGGAGUUAUUUUGGUCGAGCUCGCACGCGGACCCAGCCAGGGCGCGGGUCGAGGACAACAGCAACUGUGCGCGGACUCAGGGGCGGGUAUGGCAUGAGGAACGGAACGGAACGAGGCAUGAUGAAUACCAGGGUUCCGUGUGUGUGUCUGGGGUUGGGUUUGGAUUUUGACUAAGCGUACGCGCUGGCUUCUUGGAUGAUUCCCAAAGCAUUGAUUUACUUUGCCGUAUUGCUACAAUGCAAUGCAUACCUCAAGCAUCCGAGUUUCUAUUCUAAUGAUAUGAGUGUCAAGGUGCAUGGAUUGGAGCGCUGGUGGUGGAGUCUCGACUUUUGAGCGCUGUCCGAAAACGGAGGACAGCCAUGUCGAGUCGAGUCACUUUCAGUGAAUGUGCGCAGACAGGCAACAGGCCACCUUGUGUCGAACAUCGAGUUCAAAUCCGC